Messenger RNA from Centrocercus urophasianus (Greater sage-grouse), 1742 nucleotides. It is a transcript of the gene NIPAL2, whose product is annotated as NIPA like domain containing 2. Gene Ontology annotation, biological process: magnesium ion transport. Gene Ontology annotation, cellular component: membrane. The transcript is spliced from 12 exons. Gene Ontology annotation, molecular function: magnesium ion transmembrane transporter activity. The record is from RefSeq and is a predicted model, not a curated record. The coding region runs from base 50 to 1336 and encodes 428 amino acids. Lineage: Eukaryota; Metazoa; Chordata; Aves; Galliformes; Phasianidae.
GUAGGACACACUUGUACUGUGGACUUGUAAAAGUUCUGAGGGAAGGGAGAUGAAAAUUGCUUAUCUUCUCCAGCUGAGCAUCUGUCAGAGCCCUUGGCUGUGCUGUGCUGCUUUGUGCACCCCUAGGUGUGGGGUGACUUACCAGCACAGCCCUGUCUGCACCAGGAAGCAAGUGCCACGUCCCCUACCCGCCUCGCCUCCAGCCGCCUAUCCCUACUGCUGUGUCUGCGCAUGGCAUGGCCAGGGGGACAUGGGCAUCCUCCCCGAAUCAGAGUGGGCAUCCUGGAGCACGUUCUUUGAGGGCACCUUCUCCAGCUCCUGGUACAGCAAACACAAGACUGAGCUCUUGGGAGUUUUACUUGCUGCUGCCUCAAAUGUUCUGAUUAGCAUCUCUUUGAGUAUGCAGAAAUGCAUUCAUCUCCGACUGGCUCGCCAAGCAGAGCUGAAGCCCUUCUACAGGAGCAAGCUGUGGUGGUAUGGAGCUGUCCUGCUGGGCCUUGGAGAGCUGGGCAAUUUCACAGCCUAUGGAUUUGCCCCCGCUGCCCUUAUUGCUCCACUAGGAUGUGUAUCUAUCAUAGGUAGUGCAUUUAUUUCUGUCUUAUUCCUAAAGAGGACCAUGAGGGCUGCAGAUAUACUGGGAGGAACUCUGGCAGUAGUAGGGACAUUCCUGUUGGUGACAUUUGCUCCAAAUGUACCCCAAGAGCUCACAGCAAGACGAGUACAGACUGACUUAGUGAGCUGGCCUUUCUUGGUAUACGUGAUUUUAGAAAUUAUAAUAUUCUGCGUUCUCCUUUAUUUUUACAAAAGAAAGGCUGUGAAGCACAUUGUGGUUUUGUUAAUGAUGGUGGCAAUGCUGGCUUCGCUGACUGUCAUUGCUGUGAAGGCUGUGGCCAGCAUGAUAACGCUCUCUGCCAAAGGGAAAAUGCAGCUAACUUACCCUGUUUUCUAUAUCAUGCUCAUCUUAAUGGCAACUUCUUGUGUUUUCCAGGUCAAGUUCUUAAAUCAAGCAAUGCAUCUAUAUGAAGCAAGAGCAGUUGUGCCCAUUAACUUUGUGUUCUGCACCACGACCGCCAUCAUAUCAGGGGUCAUAUUUUAUCAGGAAUUCCAAAGUGCAACUUUCCUGAGCGUGUUCAUGUUUCUGUUCGGGUGUCUCCUAUCUUUCCUCAGUGUAUUUGUAAUUGCAGUAAAUAAAAAAGAGGAGGAUUUACAAGUUCCUUAUAUUGACAGUGGAUGUAUUCCUGGACAAAAAUUGACAGGCAAAAUACAACCAGAUUCUUACGGUUCAUGCUAUGGCACUUUGAAUAAUAAAGAUGACUCGGGGAAAAAUCAAAGCUGAAAGAAGAAGGCACCUUACGUUCCACUUAAUGAGAGGAAUGCCACUGGAACAAGAAGCCGCAGCACCUUUUCAUUGGAUGUACUCAAGUAGAUAUUGAAUUCCUGCACGUUGAUGAGUCAUAUGUUAUUUAAUCUUACUUAAUUUAUCCUCUGGCUGUCCCAAAUGUGUUUUGAAGAUAAAGAAAACCUUAAGAAAAACUUAAUAACCAUUAAUGAAACAGAAUGUUCUAGAAGUAUAAAUGCCUCUCAGUGACGAGUACGGAUAUUUUUAGGCUUUUAAUUGCCUAGAAAUGCAAAUAGGCACAUGACAGGAUUUUUAAAAUUUGUUUUUGAAAACCCCCAGAUGUGCAUAGAUGCUUAAGGACAAAUAUGGGAAAUAAAGAGGAUUUUUGUGAGAGACUUCAAAA